AUGGGAUAGCAAGGGAAUUUAAAGUUAAAAUGUUAACAAUAUGAUCAUAAGGAUGAGAUAGAAACGAUUUGUUACAAUUAAUUUUGCCAAGAUUUCAGAUUAAAUUGCUUUAAAUGUGAUAAGAGAAGAACCCAUCAUGAUCAUAUUAAUGAUGUUGAAAAAAUCAAUAGUUUGAUUGGAUUUAUUGAAAAUAGAAAUAAAGAAUGUGAUAAUUUGAUUGAUAAUCUUGAUAAAUAUGUAGAAAGUCUGAACCAAUCAUUCUCUUAACUAAAAAGAGGAAUCAAAUUGAAAUAUUCAUUACAAAAAGAAAGGUUAAUAAAUUUAAACUCAUAGUAAUUAAAUGAUUAUUUGAAUUCAACCAUCAAAUUUAUGGAGUAUAAACAUUCAAUUACAACAAUUAUAUCUGAUUAGGCUAAGAAAUUAAAUCAUACAUUUAAUAAUAUAUAUGAACAAUUAUAAUUAUUGUCAUUAAAUUAUUAUUAGAUUGAUGAUAAUUCAAUAAAAUAAUCUGAAAAAUUAUAUGAUAAAGGUGAAUGCGUAUUUUAAUAUUUAGGUUAUGAUUUAUAUUAAAAAUAUAAAUAUACAGAAGCUAUUGAUAUUUUAGAUAUUUCAAUACAACAAAAUCCUAAGAAUUAUAAAUCUCAAGGGUGCAAAGGUGAAUAUUCUAGAAAAUUAAUAGGUGCGUGUUUAAUGAUGUUAAAUAAAUAUGAGGAUGCAAUCAAUUGGUUGGAUCAAGCAUUAGCCAUUGAUCCUAAAAAUGUGUUUUCCUUAAGAAACAAAGGUAAAUUGAACCAUAAUUAAAUUAAUAGGUGCGUGUUUAAUGAUGUUAAAUAAUUAUGAGGGUGCAAUCAAUUUGCUGGAUCAAGCAUUAGCCAUUGAUCCAAAGGAUGUUUUUUCCUUAAGAAACAAAGGUUAAUUGAGUCAUAAUUAAAUUAAUAGGAGAAUGUUUAAGAAUGUUAAAUAAAUAUGAGGAUGCAAUCAAUUAGCUGGAUCAAGCAUUAGCUAUUAAUCCAAAGGAUUUUUUUUCCUUAAGAAAAAAAGGUAAAUUGAAUCAUAAUUAAAUUAAUAGGAGAAUGUUUAAGAAUGUAAAAUUAAUAUGACGAUGCAAUCAAUUGGUUGGAUCAAGCAUUAGCCAUUGAUCCCAAAGAUGUGUUUUCCUUAAAUAGCAAAAGUAAAUUGAAUCUUGAUACAUUUAUAGGCAAAUGUUUAAGAAUUUUGAAAUAAUAUUCGGAGUCUUUCUAAUUUUUGGAUUAAACAAACGUUAUUGAUACUCAAGCUAUUCACUCAAAAGGUCAAAUAAUCAUAAUUUUUAGGAGAUGAUUUAGCAGAUUAAUUAAAAUAGAAAAAAGCUUUAAUUCAUUGUGAACAAUCUUCAACGAAAAAUUCAAAUGAUUUAUAAUCACAAUAUCAACAGGGUAAUUUCUAAUUAUUACUUUAUUAGAAUUUUGCUAGUAGAUAUAGAAUCAAUGA
Paramecium octaurelia is the source of this 1470-nucleotide messenger RNA. The record is from the annotation of a GenBank genome assembly. NCBI's taxonomy places the organism in Eukaryota, Ciliophora, Oligohymenophorea, Peniculida, Parameciidae.